Spodoptera littoralis (African cotton leafworm) is the source of this 5450-nucleotide messenger RNA. Lineage: Eukaryota; Metazoa; Arthropoda; Insecta; Lepidoptera; Noctuidae. The record is from the annotation of a GenBank genome assembly.
CGCUACACAUAUGUUCCAGGUGCUGGCACUGCUAGUAUGUCUGGCGACAGCGCGCGGCGCCGAGCAGGAGGCGGCCGGCGACGGCCUGGUGCACACUGAGGCGGACACCGACCUCGUCGCGGAGGCCACGCAGACAGGUCCGGCCCAGAAGCGCGAGGCAGUCCUAUCGAACUCGUACGGCGAGCCGCUGCCGGCCGACGCGUACGGACCGCCGGUACAUAUACCCGACACUGUUCCAGAUCUCCCGCAAGGCUCCCCGGCGCCAGUGUACGGAGUCCCCGACGUGGUAGUGUUCCCCCCUUCAGGCCCCUCCCCUCCACCUCAGCCCGCCGGCACCUACGGCCCCCCUGCACCCGUGUCAUUCCCCAGCCAAGUAUACCACGGACCCCCACCGCCAGUGCAGAGACCUAAACCAGUAUAUGGGCCCCCGAAACCUGUAUAUGGGCCCCCGAAACCUGUUUACGGACCUCCAAAACCUGUGUACGGCCCCCCGAAGUUCAACCCACCUAAGAAGACUUACGGCCCACCUAAGUUGAGCCUGCCUAAGCCUACAUAUGGAGUGCCGUUCAAGCCGCCGAAGAUUACGUUGCACAAGCCGCUGUUCUCUGCGCCCAAACCAGUAUACGGACCUCCUAAACCCGUGUAUGGGCCCCCUAAACCUGUAUACGGGCCCCCACCAGUCCGCGACACCCCUGCAUUGCCCUUACCCGAGCUCCCUCAGGUCUCCCUCCCUCCUAUAAACAGCAACAACCUGGACCUGGGUCUCAAUCUCCCCGCACCAAUUUACGGAACUCCGCUACUCUCCCUCCCAGUAGACCUCAAGCCUAACUUCCCUCUCCCGACCGACACGUACGGUCCUCCCGGUCACUCCCUGGGUCCCAACGACCAGUUGUUACUACAGAAUAUUGGCAGCGUAGGUCAUUAUGGACCUCCCCAGCCGGACCCGAACCCACGACCUCCCCACCCUGGCGUCCCUGCUCCUCCCACUCCUCCUCACGUGUUGUAUGAUGGAUGGAAACCAAUCCCUGGAGUGUCUCUACCAAACGGUCCCGCCGGACACAUCGCCCAGCAAUACGGACCACCAGUACAAGACCUGCAUAUCAACUUGGAACAGAAUCUACCGAGCCCUGACUUUCACCACCAGUUCUCUUCCACCCACCAGCAGCAGGGCGCUGUGAUUUCAUCAGGAUACUCGAACGUACAUCAAGAUGCUUUAGCCAACAUCGACCUCCACGCUAUUUUAGGCGGAGAGACCAAUCACAUAGCCCCUUCAGACACAGUAUUCGAGGCGCACUACACAGAGGGAGACUCGGCGAGGCAGCACGGAGGUAAGGGUCUAGUCGCGCCGUCAGGUCAGUACGGAGUGCCGCCCGGCGGCCAGUACGGAGCGCCUCCCCCCGUCCCCGGGCUGCCGCUGGGCUACGGGCAGCAGUCGGGCGGCGGGCACUCGGGCGGCGCGGCGCCGCGCGCGCCCGUGUCGUUCCGCGCGGCCGUGCCCCGCGCCGUGUUCCAGCACAUCGCGCACACCACGGCGCACAACGACGCGCACGGCACGCAGCUCGCCGUGCCCGGCGCGCACUACCUGCCCCCCCCCAUCGGCCACAGCGUGGCGCUGUCCAUCGAGCCCGGCCACAUCUACAGCGUGCCCGGCUCGUACGGGUCCCCGGUGGACUCGUACAGCGCGCCACUCCUGACGGUGGCCGGGGACCACGUCACGUCGGGCUCCAGCACCGACGCCGUCACGUCCACUGUCGACGGAACCGUGCUGGCCAACCUGUCCGCGCUGUCCAACUUGGACGCGGCCGCCAUAUUGAAGCACUGUCCCUACCACGAGGCCAUACUGAAGGCUGCCCAGGCCGGCAACACUAUACCGCACGAGCUGGCCACGAGCUACGUGAACAGUCUCAGUAGUCUCGGCUCCACCCUGAGCGAGCACAGCAAGAGAGAGAACAAGGACACGUUCAGUGUACACAAGAGCAAGUCUAUCAAGGAGAAACACACGCGCGCCGAGCAACUACAACAAGUCAGCAAACAGAUACAGGAGACUCAGGACAGGAUCCGAACCCUGAACCAACAGGCGCAGCAACUGCACCAGAAGAUCACCUCCACCGGACAGUCCAUCGGGUCUGACAUACCCCAGAGUGCUUCAGGAGCUUCGUACUCCGUGCAGAUACAACCCUCAAACGGCGGCAAGCCGUCCGUGCCGCACGAGCAACUAUUGUCUGAAGGGUUACUGCAGAGCAUACUGCAAGCCAUCGACGACCCCAGCAAGGCGCCGCAACUUGCGCAACAACAACAACAAGCUGCGCAACAACAAAUUGCUCAACAGAAUAUAGUGCAACAACAAAGAGAGCACCAAAAUGUCGCGCAGCAACAAAAUGUUGUACAGCAAAAUGUCGCACAGCAUAAUAUCGCGCAACAAAAUGUCGCGCAGCCUCCUCAGUUGUCUCAGCAACAAAGUCUGCCUCUACUGCACUCCGCUCACUCGUUCAACUCCAACACUCGCGCCGAGUCAUUCACGGACGGCAUCGUGCUCCCGGCGGGAUACGAACCCGUAGACCGGUCACACGACCAGCAGACACAGGCCACUGAGCAGCACUCAGUCAGCGACUGCGACCUGAAGGCGGCCGCCUCCACGCGCACUGAGACCGUCGUACCACCGCCAGCGCCCACUGUACAGGCAGUCAGUCGGGGAGAUAUACCCAGCGACACGGACAGCGCCACUGCAGCCAGCGAGGAUAAUGAGGUCGCUCUGUACUUCGGAGACAAUGCAGCGCCAGUCACUGAGAUCUCAGUCGCCACCAGCAUCAGUGGAGACACGCACUGAGUGAUCAUACACAGCCCGGCCAGUAGUGUGUGUGUACCGAGUCGAGUCAUUCAGUACGCGAGUAAGGAAACAAAGAUUGCUUCAGUACAGAGCCAGUAGCUGUCGUUAUACUGAAUUGUACGCUUUGUAACGAAGCCAUGUCUUCUGUAACUCAGUCGGCUCUAGACAACCGAUGGCUACUGUCUCUGUACUGAACCAAUCUUUGUUUCCUUGCCUGCAUACUGAAUGACUUGUCUGUAUAUCUGUAUGUGUCUGUAUGUGUGUGUGUGUGCGCUAGUCGUCGAGCCAUCGUGUACAAUAUAUCGUUCUACAACGUGUGUCAUAGACUCUAUAACGCCGGGGACACUGAUGACGUCAUACAUUGUUCAAUAUGAGCACACCGUCUCUCGUGUGCCCGGUAUGAGACACCCGCGGGCACGAGUCACUGCCCGCGUGUGUCGCUACAAUAUAAUGUAUAAUAAUUUAUAUAUAACUCGUAUAAUUAUAUGUACUUACCGUAUAAGUCAGUAUUGACGUAAAAAUAAAUUAUUUCAUAUAAUUAGGUUUAAUUAUGGAGCAUACUAUCGCGCUAUGUAUCUAUAUGAAAUGUACAGAGUUGACAUAAAGUAAUACAAAAAGUGUUUACACCAUUGUCUAAGCACUGUACUCGAGAACAGCUGGACGGGUUUUCAUAAGAUUAGCUUUAUUGAAUUCGCCCAAUGACAAAAUGUCAACAUUUUUCAUACAUCUUUUGGAUAAUACAACAAAUGAAAACUAGUCCGUCAGAGCUCGUUCCAAAGUCUAGAUUCGAAUGUAGAAGAACGAGCUACAAACUCAAACACUACUCUCUUUAUCUCAAUCUAUAUCUGAAGUGAACGUCACCACAAUCCGUCCAGUAGUUCGAGAGACGUGUCCACCGCUCGAUACAAAGUAGCGCGGCGCGGCGCUGAACUACAAGUUACAUUUAUGUUCAAUUAUAAUAAAUGUCCUAACUUUGUGUUCGUUCAUAUAUUACUGGGUGGAAGUAUUCAUAUCAUGUCUAUGGAACUGUUUUCAUCAAAGUCAAAGUCAAGAUCAAGGUCAAUAGACAGUCCACUGCUGGACUAUGAACCUCGUCUACAUAAGAGAGGUAUAUCUCCAAUCUCCACGCUUGGUAAAUGAGUUGGAGAUCGCAGUCUAUCAGAGAGCGCCGCUUUAAUAAACAUGUUCUUGAUAUUAAAAAUUGGUUUCUAAUACAUAAUUAUGGAUAUUGUGUAGUGUGUACUGUGUGUAUGUGUGUGUGUGUUGGGUAUGUGUGUAUGUGUGUGUGUGGGUAUAUUAAUUUAUUAGUCGCGAAUUGUUGCAUGUUAUGUUUACAAAAUAUGAAUUAAAAUAAAAUGUACAAACUCAUUGUUGUAUUUUCAUUUAUUAUUAUUUUUAUAAAUUAUUAUUAAAACUAAAUACAAUCUAUAGUGUGGUUCUCGGGUUCGAUUCUCGGGUCAGGAUACCUUGACGUGCUGCCGGACAUCACGUGGAAGGGGGGGCGGCUGCGGGGGGAGGGGGGCGCUUGCGACCCAACUGUGGGGGGAACAAAUAUAUCAUUAUUAUAUGACUGUAGAGUACAAAAAUACCGGACUAUGGUUAAACCUCGAUUUCUGUGAAACCGCAUCAAAAUAGAUUCAGCCAAUGGCGGCUUGACACACAUACAGGUCAAACUGAGAACCUUUUUGUUUCUAAGUCGGUUAAAAGCAUUAGUCACCAUCACCACCGCCACUCUUCCCGCGGGUGUCGUAUACCCGACGUGACUCUGACUUUUACUUUUACAAAAACUUACAGUCAUACCACUAAGACAUCAUUCAAUGGGAGCUAACGUUUGUUGCUCACUAGAUGGAGCUGAUCUAGCCAGAGGUCUGUUGGUCCAAGCACUGUACUUUUGAAACGUCAACAAAUACAAAAUAAAUAAUAGUCUGUCAGUCAGUCCGUCAGUGAAGCUAGGUGAAGCCAGGUGCUCAUUCCAAAAUGUAGAUUCAUUUAUAUAGACAUAGACAUAAGCAAAUCAUUUAUAUAGACAUAAAAAAGAAAUAGACCUAAUAUUGAACCUUGAGGAACGCCCAUAUUCAUCCCAGAGCCCUGUGAGUUAAUACCGUUAACAUGAACCUUUAACUGUCUCUCUUCUAAAUAAGAUCUCAUAAGACGGAGCGCAGAGUUUCUUAUCCCGUAGUGAUCUAAUUUCAGCAAAAGUGUCUCGUGGUCAACGCAAUCAAAUGCUUUUGAGAGGUCACAAAAGACACCAAUAGCAUCCUGUGCUUCCUCCCAAGCACCAAAUAUUUCCUUCAUCAAAGUGACCUUUAGUGAAACCAUAUUCUUGUUGGUGAAAAAUAGAUGAAGCAUCCGAGACAGCAUUAACUUUUCAAACACUUUGCUGAGAACCGGCAAAACAGACACAGGCCUUACCUUGUGUUUGAGAUGCACGAGCCUCGUGUGGUUGUAGAGCGCGGCGUGGUACGUGAAGGUGGCGGCGCACGUACUGCACGAGUACGGCCGCUCGCCCGCGUGCGAGCGGAGGUGGCCUUCGAGGGACUUCUUGCUCUGGGGGUUGGAAUAAUUUUUAUUUUAUUUUAUUUAUUUUAUUUAUUUUACACUUUAUUGUACACCAUAAAAACAU